AUGAGCUCCACCUCCCUCGGCAACGGAACAGCACCCAACUCGCCCCUCCCGCUCGACAGCCGUACCUUUCUCGUGCUUCAUGCGUCGGUGACGGGAACGGCCGUCGAUGUGGCCGAGCGGAUCGGGCGAAGAGCGAGGCGGGAGGGCUGGGCGGUUACAGUCAAGAGUGUUACUGAGUUCAAUCAGGCGGAACUGCUCGAACACGGCCUGAUCGUCUUCGUCCUCCCGACAACCGGCAACGGCCACACUCCGCCUCAAUUCGUGCCGUUGUGGACAGCCUUGCUUCAUCCUGGUCUUCCACCAGACUUCCUCGAGGACUUGAGAUACGCCGUCUUUGGACUCGGCGAUUCGAGCUACGGAAAGUACAACUGGGUCGGGAAGAAGCUGUCGCGGCGGCUAGACUCGUUGGGCGCGCAUGCUGUCGUCGAGCGAGGCGAAGGCGACGACCAGAACGAAUGGGGCGUCGAGUCGACGUUCCCCGGCUGGCUCGACCAACUCAUGGCGUCAAUUGAUCCUCUAUUCCCGCCUGAAGCCGGCUUCACCUCCCAUGCCCUCGACACCGUUCCUCCUCCACGGAUCCGGCUCGAGAAGGUAGGGUCUACCUCGGCCGCCAACGGGCACACCGAGCAAGCGCCGCUUCUCUGGACCGAGGACGCUUCUUGGGCCAAGCUUGUCAGGAAUGAGCGGGUGACGGCGGAGGAUUGGUAUCAGGAUGUGCGAGAGGUUGAGCUUGAGCUGGAAGGCGUGCAGGAUUCGGAGCGGACGCGCCUGUAUGCUGCAGGCGACGUGCUGGAGAUCCGCCCGCAGAACUCGAAGGAGGACGUCGACCGCUUCCUGGCCUCGACUCGAUGGACCGAGAUCGCCGACGAGCCGUUCCUGAUAUCGCCGACAAGCUCAGAUCAACCUCUUCCCCCUCAUCUCCCGACCCCCUUCCGCACGACUAUCCGAUAUCUCCUGACCAACGAGCUCGACAUCGCGUCCGUACCCCGACUAUCCUUCUUCGAGUGGCUGGCCUACUUCUCCGAGGGCGACAUGCAGGAGAAGCUGCGCGAGUUCUGUUCGCCUGCUGGACAGGACGACCUGAUAGACUACACGCUUCGACCUAGACGAACGAUCAACGAGGUCCUGUACGAGUUCCGCUCCGCCAACAUCCCGCCCGAGUACAUCUUCGACCUUCUGCCGCUUAUACGACCUCGCGGCUUCUCCAUAUCCUCCUCACCGGCUUCUCACCAAGGCAAGGUUGACCUUCUCGUCGCGAUCGUCAAGUACAAGACGAUCCUCUCAGUCCCCCGCAAGGGUCUUACAACAUCAUGGCUCGCCUCGCUCUCUCCUGGUUCUCGCGUUCCCGUCCGCUUCGACAAGUCUGGCCUGCUACGGUUACCACCAGGCGACCCUCCGCUCAUUAUGGUCGGACCUGGUACGGGCGUGGCACCGUUCCGAGCGUUGAUGGAGGAGCGCAUUCGAUGCGGAGCGAAAGAGAACCUCCUCUUCUUUGGCUGCCGGUCCGUCAGCAAAGACUUCUACUUCAAGGCGUACUGGGACGCGCUGGAGGAGAAGGGAGACUUGACUUUGUCUGUUGCGCCGAGUCGGGACCAGGAGGACAAGGUCUAUGUGCAAGACCGGAUACCGGAAUACGGCGCGCAGAUCUGGGACUACCUGAACCGAGGCGGCUAUUUCUACGUUUGCGGCUCGUCAACGAAUAUGCCCAAGGCGGUCAAGAAGGCGAUGCUGGGUGUCUUCCAGCGCGAGGGCGGCAUGGCGGACGCGCAGGAGGCGGAGCGGUACUGGGAUCGGAUGGAGCGUGAGGGCAGGUUAGUAGAGGAGACGUGGGGAUGA
Molecule: messenger RNA, 1836 nt
Organism: Rhodotorula toruloides NP11
Lineage: Eukaryota; Fungi; Basidiomycota; Microbotryomycetes; Sporidiobolales; Sporidiobolaceae
Product: NADPH-dependent diflavin oxidoreductase 1
Exons: 12
Coding region: 1-1836 (611 amino acids)
Cellular component (GO): cytosol
Molecular function (GO): NADPH-hemoprotein reductase activity; FMN binding; flavin adenine dinucleotide binding
Source: RefSeq, a predicted model, not a curated record